Amphibalanus amphitrite is the source of this 3716-nucleotide messenger RNA. RefSeq lists its product as uncharacterized. The coding region runs from base 51 to 635 and encodes 194 amino acids. NCBI's taxonomy places the organism in Eukaryota, Metazoa, Arthropoda, Thecostraca, Balanomorpha, Balanidae. The transcript has 5 exons. The record is from RefSeq and is a predicted model, not a curated record.
UCUUUUUUUUUCAUUUUGCACACACAAAAGGUGUGUGUCUUGAGAGGUGUAUGGUGGUGUCUGACUUUUUAGGAAGUAGGGGCAUAUUUAUUUCGAAAAUGCCGAUUUUGAAGCGAAGCUGUUGUGGAUGUGAUCUCCAGAAUGGGUCUAUCAUUGUGGGAGUUCUUACAAUGAUCGGCGCACUGAUCUACUUCAUCUGCCUCGUCCUGGCCAUCAUCUUCAACGAAUGGAUCGAGGACAGGAUGGACGGCCUCAAGGAGCAGGGCUACAUCUCCUUCGACCUCACCGGCUUCAUGAGCUGGUUCGUGAUGCUGAUCCUGUCAGCGGUGCUGGCGUUUGUCUACAUCGUCUUCACCUGCAUAAUGAUGUACGGCUGCCGCGAGGAGCGCCGCGUGUUCCUGAUGCCCUGGAUGCUGAUGACGACGCUGGAGAUUUUCGCCAUGCUGGUGGGCAUCAUCAUGACGCUGGUCUCCCUCGGCAACUACCAGCCCGUCUACAGCGCCGUCACCGGCAUACUGGGCUUCAUCGCCUGCGGCAUCUACAUCUACAUGCUGCUGGUGGUGGUCAGCUACUACCAGUACCUCAAGGACACGCAGGACGGAUAUUAUCCGCCCACAGAGAUGAGCAAGCACUAACGCGGCGUCGGCAUGGCAACGGGACGGACAGUGACGUUGGCAUGGCAACCGGUGGCGUCGUCUGCAUGGCAACCGAGAAAGUGUCGUGGAGACGAGUCGCUGUUGGUAUGGCAACGAACGACUUCGGCGGCAAGAGGAGAGGAUUUGAGAUGCGAAAGGAAAGGUCUAAAGAAGGAAAGAAAGACUGAUAAGAAAGUAGAUAUUUCGCUGGGUUAAAGUUGACAAGCGUCUGGCAGUUUUGUCGGUUUGAGAACUAAGAGCUUUGGAGCAAGGAACGUUUUGCUACUGUUAUUUUGAAGUUGGGUGCAGUUAUUGACAUCAAUGAUUCAGAAGUUGCCUUAGAAUCGUUCGUGAAACGGAAUUUCACAAAUGCUGAAAUAUUAUCCAUUCAAUAGUGCCUUUCUUUUGACUUUAGACUUAACUGCAUAUUUGUUAACUGUGCGCACAAUUUGUGUCUUCUACAAGGCCCAUGCGAGCUAAUCCGUCAACACCUUUGUUAGGUGUGCCCACAGUAUUGGUCUUCCUAAAGAGAAAAAAGCUGGACUUACAAAUUGACUCCUUUGCGGGGCUGCAUGCUUCGAGCCACCGUACCAGUUACCGCGUCUGUGACUGGUCGCUUCCGAACUUUUUUGGGCAGCUCGGAAAAAUACUCGGCUUGGCUAGUUGGGAAAAAUAAUGCCUAUUGGCUAGGUCUGUUCAUGGCAUUACUAUUCGCUACCCUAGCGGCCGGUCUUCCGUGGUUUUUGGAUAUUCAAAGUGGUGUUAUAGGAAAAAGAGCGCAUUGGGUGGGGCUUUUUGUUCUCUGCCGCACUGCCAAGGCAUGUAGGUGCCGCUGUUCGUGUUAUCUAACACCAAGGCUAAUCAUUUGAGGCUUUAUGGGUGGGGUUAACAUCCCGUAACUUGUGGAUUUGGUGCCUUCAACUCUUGUUUGUCGGUUUCUAGGGCUGAAUUAAAAUCACGAAACUCGAGUCUCUAGUCAUGAAUGCGGGCUGUUUUCGUGAAAACAUUUCGAUCUUCUAAAGAUGGUGUGAGCUCCCCUAACGUUAUAACGGGUUUUGUUUUGAUGGCGCUGGUAUUUUGAUUACGUAACUGUUAAUCUCACUUAGGUUUACAAACAAGCUUGUGCACCUAACUGUCACACUAGUAUAAAACGGAAUCUCCCUUUGCUAUGCCUACUUUAUACUUAUAUGGUUUAAAAGUAUUUACAUUAUUUUGUGCUAUUGUUUAAUCCCCAAGCACACUUUAAGUAUAAAAACGAAUCUCUGCUAUCUCAACCAUAUAUUUAUGUUCACAUUUACCAUCAUGUACAUUUUGUGUGUAUCUUUUCUUGUGACUUGGAUGUUGAUCUGGGUAGUUUUAAGUUGGGAACGCCUUCGGGCUUACCUCUGCCUACUUUGCUCGUCUAAUGCAGUUCUUUGUGUGUAACGCGCGCGGCUAAUAUUGUGUAACACCUCUCAGUUGGCCCUUAUUUACAAGAAAUUGUUCUCAGACUGGUACCAACUAGGAUGGUUAAUCGUUUUGAUAGCCGCGACAAGAGUAAUCAGUUGAACUCCAAGUAAAGCCUGUCUUGGCGGCGGCUCUCUAAUUGUCGUUAUUCUUCUACAAAGACGGGAGAAGCGUUGCACUUAUGAAGCGAUUUCCUGUUAGCAUCACAAAUUUCUGUCGAAAAAAUGUCCGGCGUAGUGUUACUCCGACCCUGAUUGUUAGCUUCUGAGCUGGUGUGUGUUUGUUGUAGUGCGUUUUUGUGUGUUAGGUAACUAGCUAGUCGUGUUGCUGUCAGUAGUGAAAGCUAAUACACCGAUGCCGCGUCGGUCACAGGAUACUUACCCACCUCUACGGCGGUCGGCACAGCUACUUACCCACCUCUAUAAAGAGCAGCAGCUUUCUGGACGCCCCUAGCUGAGUAGUCAGUUAUUUACCCAGCACUUCAGCAGUACUCCAGCCGCGGCGGUACUGGCCUCGUUCACAGAAUUUGUACGGACGCUUACAAGUCGAACUGUUCAGUUAACACCCAGAGCAGCUUUUUAACAAUCUUUGUCUAAAUUCUGACAUUUUUUGGCACGCAACGUUAUACCGGAGUAACUUUUAUCGGUUUUAUCCGUCUUUACGGGCAGUUUGUUAGCGCAAAUUGUUAGAACAAAUUGUUCAGUUAUCUGUCACAUUCAGCGUCUUCCAUCUGCAAUUUAUCCAUAUACUGUCCGUGUCAGAUUGGCCUAUCGGAUCUAUUCGUGGGAUAUGGCAUUGUCUUCUACGCGACAUUGUGCCUUUCGUGCGAGCUAUCCUGUAUCGAUUGUUGUGUCAAUAUCUAUCCAGGCGGUGUCAAUGUUGCUCGCUGUACCGCGCAUUGUCGUUGCGUUUUCGGCGUGACUACUCUAAACUGUUAACAUGUCCUAGAAUGUGGACCAGCUUAGGCCUUACAGCGUGCUGUCCUCUUGAAAGGUUGCUUCCGCUGUUUUCUUUUUUAGGAAUCUGUAAGCUUGCACAUGCUGCUACGUAGGCGCUUUGCUGGUCGUCUUUGGGCACUUGUCCGGUGUUUUCGUGCGCCUUCGUCGGUAAGAUGUCCCGUGCCUUUGCUGCUACUGAUCCGUCGUGCUCUUAUACCGUGACGUACAACUGAAAACAGCCGUCUUUCUGAAUGUAAAAGGCCUUCCAUUAUAUCGACACUGUUAUAUAAUCACCAUCUGUUACAGUGUUUGGGGCACCUCUUGUGCAAAUGACUGUUAACCCGAUAUUCUAAGCCACGGUGACUAUAAAUAAUUCUAAGCGACACCGCCCGGUACAUAGGGAUCGCCGCGUCACAUCGAAACCGUAUUGAAUUAAUUUGCCGCGGAUAUUUGAGAAAGCAAGUGCGCAUUUCAAACGGAUUUUGUAUUGCCUUCAAUCGUCUGCAGCGCGCAUUUACUUGAUCACGUAUCUGUGGUAAAUGUCCGCCUGUUACGGUUCGACUUUACAUCUCCGACUGUCUGGCUUCAAAGACUGGAAUCCGUGGUAGAUAUUCUGCGGUAGUUUUGUGGUAGAUAACUAUUGGUAACCUGUGCAUGCUGCUUAUUUUUAUAGAAUAAACAUCGCUAAUACCAAAAA